Molecule: messenger RNA, 4914 nt
Organism: Solea solea (common sole)
Lineage: Eukaryota; Metazoa; Chordata; Actinopteri; Pleuronectiformes; Soleidae
Exons: 12
Coding region: 232-2013 (593 amino acids)
Cellular component (GO): membrane; nuclear envelope; meiotic nuclear membrane microtubule tethering complex
Molecular function (GO): protein binding
Source: RefSeq, a predicted model, not a curated record
GCUGCAGGUAGAUUCAGGUUACGUGCUCCGCUUCACGCGCAGUUUUUCCUUCUUCAGUGUGAAGUUACUUCUCCAGUGUGUGUGUGCGUGUUUUGUGUCUGUGUGUGAAAACACCUGAGACACCGGAAGUGUUUGAUUAGUUGUUUUUCCUCUCAAAAGUGGAAUGUUUGUUUGGCAUCUUCACUUCCUGAGAUGAGCUGAGGAUCCACAGGUGCAGGUAAAGCUGGCGUGAUGUCAGGAUGCCUAGAGUCCGAUCGUUACGGUGAUGUCCUCCCGGCUGCUACAGGUGGCGAUGUCUCACCUGCAGAGGACGUAGGGGACGCGGGGUCGUUUCUGGGUCUGUCCCAGUCAUCUUUUAUUUUCACCUCCUCUCUGCUGGAGUCAAGUGACGGGAGCGCGAGGCAGGAGGACGUGGACGGCAGCGGAGACGGAGACCUCCGGGGAUGUGGACAGUUGGAGACGAGGUGGGUACUUUGGCAUAAGUUCAUGAAGGAGCACGCCCACCUGGAUGCUUGGCUGCGAUUGGCUGAACACGCCAUUGAUUCCCCAAACUCCGCCCCCGUCACCUACACUGCUGCCAGAGAACAACUCAGGAUGUUUGAGAGGCUGCGCAGCGAGGCAGGAUCUCGGCUCGUCCAGCUGGACGGUCUGACCCACAGGAAUCGAACACUGACUCGACUCUUCUUCGGUGCCAUGCGGUCUCGGCUGCUGGCGUUGGCGAGAGAGUGCGGCCGGCGGUGGGACGACGUGAACGCUCAGCUGGAGUCCGUCACAGCGCGGCUGAAGCAUUUUGUUUCAGAGUGGGAGGGGUUUGAGGCAGAGGGGGAGGAGCUUGCUCUGUGGCUGGCCAACCUGGACGUCCGUCUGACGGAGGUGGAUCACCUGAAUGAUAACACCUGUGAGAAGCUGAGACGCCUGCAGUCCUUCCAGCAGUGUGUGUGUGAGAACUCGGGCCGUGUUAAUGCCCUCCUUCAGCGCGGCGAGGAGUUAAUUCUGCGCAGCGAGCCGAGUGACGCUCAGCGCAUAGAGAGCCACCUGCUGGAGCUGCUGCGCCACUGCAGCCAGGUCUACAACAACAUCGCACGGACACACACGCGACUGCUCAGCAUGAGACUGGUGUUUGACAAUGACUGGAUCUGGUCUCAGGCCUCAGACUCUGGUUGUCCGUCAGAGACUCUGUUCGAGGAGGAGGGUGUGUUUGAUAAACCGCACCUGGACGUCCCUGCACUUUCGGAGCACCUCAAAGAUUUCAGCCAAUCAGCUCCCCCCACUCUUCCCCCCUCAGACUCGUCCUCACCUGUUUACCUCCCCCCUCCCACUUCAUCGUCUCCUGUCCACGAGCACCUUGGGCUGGAGUGGGACCCGUCAGUCGAUAUCGGCCGCUCUGUUUCCUGCGAUGACAGCGACUCGUCGUAUUUCAGCGGCAGCACAGGACGGUGUCACAGGGGCAAUCUGAAGAGAUGGAGUUACCUUAGUUGUCAGUCUGACAUCAGCCACGACAACACAGACCAGGAAGCAGCCAUGCGCCGCAGAUGGUUAGACCACGCCCACCCUGGCAUCUUCUCACCAGCUGCGACAAAGGAAGCCGAGUCGCGGGUGAGCGGGGAACGCUGGGCGACUUCAACGCCUGACAGAUGUGACAGCGACCCAAUCAGCUUCGGUGGCCGCCGUGUGAGGGCGUGGCUGGGUGUCCAGAGCCCCGCCCCCUCAGAGGGGAGAACAUUGUAUUCCAAAGCAGUGCAGACUGACGAGGAGGUGAAGGGUGAAGAAGAGUCCUCCUGUUGUGUGGAGGAAGACUGUCAUUUCUCUGAAAAAAGCAGGGCCACCGCCACCUCUGGCUCCUCCUUCGUCUUCUCCUCACCCUCUCACCUCGCCCUCCUCCUGGUCGCGGCUCUGGCCCUGCUCAUCUCUCUGGUCUGGGUCGUCCAAGAAUCGCCCUGCCACCGCAGCAGCAGGGUCGCUCAUGGCUACCACCUGACACUGAGAUAUGUCAACGGGCCCCCGCCCACCUGAGCCCCACCCGCAGACUCUCAGGAACACGAUGUGGAUGAAGCACUUUUCCUUCAGGUUUGCAGCUCCUUGUGUGAUGUGAGGAAAAACAAGGAAAGAAGGUGCUUGUUUGUGGAAAAAGACGAGGAAACCUGCUGCUUCCACAGACACUGCACCAGCAGUUAGUUUCAAUCACUUCCUCUGCACCUGCCUCCUUCACCGGGUUAAUGAUUUUAAUUUGCAGACCACUUCAGUUUGUCCCGGGUUCUGCUGACAAUAUGCAAGUCCCAAAUUAACUCAGCAACAAAAAACCCUCUCUGAGUAAACAAAGAUAAUUCCUUCACUCUGCUGUUAAACUCUUUUUCCACUGAUGCUGCGGGAGGUGGUGAUCACUGUCUGAGGCAGAUUUAUACAGCAGUGAUAACAAAGUGUGUGUGUGUGUGUGUGAGUGUAAAUAUCAUAAAUGUAAGAUUUUCAAGGGAAAUAAUCAGUUUAAUCAUACCAUGACUGACGCUGAGUGACUAAUAAAUGUCAUCAAAAUGAAAAUGUUCCCCUAAAAUCAGUAUGAAAUAAAAAAAUUCAGUUUUCACAAAUAUAAACCGCUAAAAUAAAAAAUUUAAAUUCCUUCAUGGAGGGGUGUGACCACACAUCAUUAGAUAAACGGUGACAGAUUCAGAAAUUCAACCUUAGCAUCACAUCAAGUUAAAUAAGUCCAAUACAAGUGACGGUUGUUUUGAAUUUUUGUUUAUUCAUGUUUAGAAAAUGUCCGAAACAGAUCUUCACUUGAAUUUACUACCCUGUUAAAUCAUUAGAGGACAAAAAUGUCCAUAAUGCAGCCUGAGGGUUAAUUAGAGUUGCACUUUUAAUUCGUUAUUGACUACUAAAUGAAUUGACUAUAUUAAUCUAUUUAUAUACCCGAUGAAUCCCUUUUGAAUGUUUCUGUAUUUCAGCUUUUUCAAUGUGAAUAUGUCACCAGAUUUAUAGAGCAGACGACUAACUGAUUGAGAAAAUAAUAAAUAAUACAAGAUUUAUUAGGCAAUUAAUGGAUUAAUUGUUGUAGCUUCAGAGAAAUAUAAUUAGUUCUUUAUUGGACAUUAAUACAAAAGUGGUUCCAUAAGAACGCAACGUUGAUGUCACAUUCUGACGUUUAUGAAGAUGAAAUAUCUCUACUAAUAAUGUAGCUCAUGUAAAUCAUGCGGUGUGUGCGUAAUUGCUGUACAUGUACACGUGAUGCCUGCAAAGGGAACAUGUGAAGUUGUGAGUGAACACAACUUCACAUGAACUCAAAACAUCUGAAGGCGCCAGUACAUUGACCUUAAACUGCCAUGUGUUACUUCAUUAAAGCAAUUGUAUUUAUAUAUUUUUUUAUACCAAAUGAACAUUCGCAGUACAGUUACCUAAAAGAUAAUAUUGAGUUUGUUUAUUUCUAUGCGCUUUACACCACUUUCUAAUGCAUGUUUUAGUAGUGUUAGUGUUUGUCUCUUGCAGCCUUUGCUGUAUGAAAUGAAUGUGCAGAGGCAUGAAGCUUUUUGCAGAGCAAUACUGCGUCACAGUCCAGAUCGAAGUCUUUAUCAUGUUGUUCUUUUGAGUUGAGUCAUUGUUUGUCAGUUAGAAAAGAACAAUAAUCCCACCUGGACCAGAAUGAAAGUGCUCAGAUGACAAAUGAUUAGUCUACAGGUAGUUUCUUGUUUUUUGUGAGUUGUUCUUUAAAGACGUGGACGUGAACACAUUUGUCUGUUUGCACAGGUGGACGUGUUGACACAAGCAAAACGUGUGUGUUCAGUCUGUUUGGACUUAAUGUCUAUAAAUCACGUGAAGUACAGCUGAUAAAACAUGGAGUCUGAAAAAGGAGUGCAGAAUGAGUUUGCUUUUUUUUUUUUACCUUUUUCAUUUUUUACUUUCCUGUUGCAGUUUAACAACGUUCUUGCCCGUUUUAUUUUGUGUAGAGAUGCACAGUUUCAGAACUGAUGUCGGUCGAACAACAUCAGUACAACCUGAAUUAGUGAGGAGGAAAACAUUCAUAUUCUCAGGUUUUGUAUGAUUGAUCCAGUGCUUAAUGGGCCAAUUCACUAGCUUAGCAUUAGCUUGUUGCUGGUGCAAGUUGCUCAUUUUACCUGUGUGAAACUGGUCAGUCGUAGCCUCAACUACAUAAGUCAUGUGUAAUGAAUUUUAACAACUUUUGUUGUAAACAUGACUUUUGUCUGACACCGACAAUAAGGGACAGGCAUGGGCGUCCAUUUUGGCCCCAUGUGCACUAGGAUUCAGUUGUUUAUUCUGGCAUAUAAAAAUUUUAACAAUGUUAUGUUCAGGGAUUAUUGUUCGAAUUGGGAUAAUAGUUUGGGUUAGAGACUAAGGUUGUUUAGUGGAGCAUUGCUUGGUUAAGGGUAGGGACUAACUUACAGGUAGUGCUAACUAGCUAGCUCAGCAGGAGGGCUUAAUCAGUGUAACUUGGUUUAUUAAAAUGUCCACUGAAAUGAUUUGGCAACUGAAGUUUUUCUUUAAAAGAAUAAUCCCACACACAGGCAAAUAGCGUAUUGAUUAAACACUGGUGUCUGAUCAAUACUCUUUGUAUCUGUGUCACAUCAGGACUGAAAAUCCGUUUGGUGCAUCUCAAACAUUGUGUUUUUUAAAUGACUGCAGAUUUUUGUUUGACUCAAUAUUUUGUCACGUUUCGUUUUUCCAUGUUAGUUUUGUUUUUUAAAGAAAAAAAAAAUCAUUGAUUCAUCUGUCAGAAAUGCGUAUGUGAAACAAAACGUCUCAUUUUCUCAGGUGACCAUUAUGAUGAAGUGAGUUUUGGACAGUUUGCUGCCAUUUGACCAGUUUAGUUGAAGCCUUUGUUCUUGAUGCAACAAAAACAGACAUGUUCAUUCGAAUGUUUUUACAUGUUUAAAGACGCAAUAAAAAUUUGUGAAUAAAACUCUGAAA